AUGAGUACUGCUGCACGGGUGAUAUUUGCAACAAUGCUCAAUGUGGAGUUCUUAACUGGGAAUUUGGGGAAUGGAUUCAUAGCACUGAUGAACAUUAUGGACUGGGUCAAGAGAAGAAAGAUCUCUUCAGUGGAUCAGAUCCUCAUUGCUCUGGCCAUCUCCAGGAUCAUUGUGAUGUGGACAGCAUACAUAAUUGUAUCAAUAUUUUCAAUGUACCAUGAUUCAGAAGUGACUAUGAAAAGCGUAAGAAUUAGUAAUCUUAUCUGGGUAAUUUCAAACCAUUUAAGCAUCUGGCUGGCCACCAUUCUCAGCAUCUUUUAUUUUCUCAAGAUAGCCAAUUUUUCUUACUCUAUUUUCCUCUACCUAAGGUGGAGACUUACAAAGGUGGUUUCAGUGGCAUUGCUGAUUUCUCUGUUCCUCUUGUUUGUAAAUAUUUUAGUUACCAACAUAGACAUACAUAUUUGGAUGGAUCAUUUGAAAGCAAAUGUAUCUUACAGCUAUAAAUUAAAGAAUUUUACAGAAAUACCUAGACUUCUUGUAUUAACAAAUAUCAUGUUCACAUUAAUACCUUUCACUGUGUCCACAACAAUGUUUUUUCUGCUCAUCUUCUCCCUGUGGAAACAUCUGAAGAAGAUAAAGCACAUUGCCAAAAGCUCCCGAGAUGUCAGUACCACAGCUCACAUCACAGCCUUGAAAACUGUGUUUGCCUUCCUCCUGCUGUAUGUAAUUUUUACUUUCUCUCUUUUUACACAACUUUGGAGCUAUGACUUUAAAGAGAAAAAAAUUUUCCAAUAUUUUUAUGCUGUUGGUAUAAUUUCUUUUCCAUCACUUCAUUCGUGUGUCCUCAUUAUGGGAAACAGCAAGCUGAGGCAGACCUCUCUCCUGGUACUGUCCGUGUUAUGGUGCAAAAUCCAAAGAUGUGUACACUUGUGUCUCUAA
Messenger RNA from Alexandromys fortis (reed vole), 939 nucleotides. RefSeq names its product taste receptor type 2 member 125-like. The coding region runs from base 1 to 939 and encodes 312 amino acids. Lineage: Eukaryota; Metazoa; Chordata; Mammalia; Rodentia; Cricetidae. Gene Ontology annotation, cellular component: membrane. The record is from RefSeq and is a predicted model, not a curated record. Gene Ontology annotation, biological process: sensory perception of taste; detection of chemical stimulus involved in sensory perception of bitter taste; G protein-coupled receptor signaling pathway. The transcript has a single exon. Gene Ontology annotation, molecular function: bitter taste receptor activity; G protein-coupled receptor activity.